Molecule: messenger RNA, 1276 nt
Organism: Phaedon cochleariae (mustard beetle)
Lineage: Eukaryota; Metazoa; Arthropoda; Insecta; Coleoptera; Chrysomelidae
Source: the annotation of a GenBank genome assembly
UAAUUUUGCUAUCGUUGACUGUUAUCAGUCGCAUGUUGAAUCGUUCCGCUUAAGGAAACAAUGGAAAAACUUAAACAUCGGACUUGUGAUAUCUGUGUCAAAUGAGGUAUAACAUUGAUACGUUUCUUGAGUUUAUUUAUUGAUAAACGGUCCAUCAAUAUGUCAUCUAUUCCUAUCUUGUGGAUCUUAAUUAUUGUGAUUGCCAUAUUUGUAUUGGUGAGACUAUAUUUUACAUUAACUAGUGCGCGAUGCAAAAGUAAAGUCACCCUAGUGGGAAAAACUGCACUUGUCACAGGAGGAAGUUCUGGAUUAGGCUAUCAACUUGGCUUAGAACUAGCAUCACGAGGAUGUAGAGUCAUACUGGCUCAAAGGAGUACCCAUGAGAAGCUCAGAGAAACACUGAUCGAGGAAACCAACAACCCGAAUACUUUCUUGGAACAUGUCGAUAUGUCUUCAUUCGACAGUGUGAGAGACCUCGCUGAGAGAUUGAAGUCGACUGUGACCAAGUUGGAUAUUUUGAUAAACAAUGCAGGAGUAGGGAAUGGUCCAGAUAUUCUCACGAAAGACGGUCUCAGUCACACAUGGCAAACAAACUAUUACAGCCCAUUUCUGCUCACUCAUCUGCUUGUAGAUCUGCUGAAGAAUUCAGAGGCAGGACGCAUUAUCUUCACCAGUUCUAUUACUGCCUACUUCCACAGUAUCCAUGUGGAAGAUAAAGAUGAUGACAGGAUCAAAGCUAGUUUCAAAUUUCUGGAUUAUGCCAAUACCAAAUUCCUGGCGAUAUUUGCAGCAGAUUAUUUCGCGAAAAAACUGAAGGAAUCCAAUAUCACAUGUAAUUCAUACCAUCCUGGGAUAGUGGAAACCCCAAUCUUCCAGAGAACAGCAAAUUAUUACAGAGGUGUGAUGGACUUUAUCGUACUAUGGGCGGUAUUAUUCCUGAAGAUGUUUUCGGAAAAGAAUGUAGAGGAAGGCGUCCAAACAGCUCUUCAUCUGGCCAUUUCCAAAAAAGUCUCCAAUGUGUCUGGAAAAUUCUUCAUGGAAGCAACCCCCUGUUUCAAGCCUCGUGGUGCAAACAAUAAAAAAUUUCGGGAGAAGGUGUGGAAAACAACAGAGAAGGUUGUUGGCCUGAAACCUGAUGAAAAGUUAGCAUUAUAAUCGUAACACAACCUGAAGAUUGAAAAGAAGUUCAAAAUAAAACUGAGUCGAUGUAUAAUAAUUACGUUGAAAUUGUGAUAUCCGGUACCAUAAAAUGAUCAUUAAAGCUAUGUAGCUGAAG